AUGGAAAGGGAGUUGGGAAAAGAUGUUGCUGAAGUCAAGGAGGUCAUGAACCUGAUAAAGGUUGUUGGGCUGUUGAAGACUGUGGCUGGGUUCUAUCAAUGCUAUGAGGGUUUAGUUAAGGAAUUCAUUGUCAACGUUCCUAAGGAUAUUGCUGAUAAGAACAACAAGGAAUUUUGCAAGGUGUUUGUGAGGGGUGAAUUGGAAGCUACAGACAAUGAGGUCUGUAAAGAGAUUACAGCUAGGCAUGUGAAAGGUUGGCCUAUUAAAAUGCAUCUUCCUGCUGGGAAGUUGACUGUCAAGUAUGCUAUAUUGCAUAAAAUAGGAGCUGCAAAUUGGGUGCCUACCAACCAUAUUUCCACCAUUGCUAAUACCCUUGGAAGGUUUAUUUUUGUUGUUGGAACCAAAGUGAAUUUUGACUAUGGUAGAUUUAUGUUUGAACAAAUCAUCAAGCAUGUAUCUACUAAUGCAGUUAAGCUGACUAUUACCUUUCCCUCUAUGAUUUGUGGGAUUAUCCUGAAUCAACACCCUGGUAUUUUGCGUUCUAAUGACUUACCUAGUAGAAGAAAACCUGUUUUCUCUGUGCACUAUAAACUGUUUGAAGGCAAUCAUGUCGAAGAUAUUGUCAUGACAUCUGCCAUGAAAAAGCCAGCCUCAAAAUUUGGAAUAGUUGCUGAGCUUAAGGAGACUUGUAAAGAGCUAGGUGAAGGGAUAAGGGUAGAAACAACUAGGAAACAAUCGUUGGAAGCCUUGAUGGCAAGCUUGGAGCAAGCUGAAGCUGAUUAUGUACUUGGUUUUGUAACCCUUUAA
Molecule: messenger RNA, 807 nt
Organism: Lathyrus oleraceus (garden pea)
Lineage: Eukaryota; Viridiplantae; Streptophyta; Magnoliopsida; Fabales; Fabaceae
Exons: 3
Coding region: 1-807 (268 amino acids)
Source: RefSeq, a predicted model, not a curated record